This is a messenger RNA of Lagenorhynchus albirostris (white-beaked dolphin), 1228 nucleotides long. It is a transcript of the gene SIGLEC15, whose product is annotated as sialic acid binding Ig like lectin 15. The transcript is spliced from 6 exons. The record is from RefSeq and is a predicted model, not a curated record. Gene Ontology annotation, biological process: regulation of actin cytoskeleton organization; regulation of bone resorption; regulation of osteoclast development. NCBI's taxonomy places the organism in Eukaryota, Metazoa, Chordata, Mammalia, Artiodactyla, Delphinidae. Bases 1 to 990 code for a protein of 329 amino acids. Gene Ontology annotation, cellular component: plasma membrane.
AUGGAAGGUUCCUUCCAACUCCUGGCCUCCUUGAUGUGCAUCAUCCUGAUGGGAUCAUUUGUGAGAACUAAAAGAGAUACCACUAGGAACUUGUUCAACACAGAGCUGCACAGUGCGCCGGCGCAGCGCUGGUCCAUGAAGUUGCCGGCCGAGGUGAGUGCGGCGGUGGGCGAGGCGGCAGUGCUGCCCUGCACCUUCACACACCCGCACCGCCACUACGACGGGCCGCUCACGGCCAUCUGGCGGGCGGGCGAGCCAUACACGGGCCCGCAGGUGUUCCGGUGCGCGGCGGCGCGGAGCAGCGAGCUCUGCCAGACGGCGCUUAGCCUGCACGGCCGCUUCCGGCUGCUCGGCAACCCGCGCCGCAACGACCUGUCGCUGCGCGUCGAGCGCCUAGCUCUGGCCGACGACGGCCGCUACUUCUGCCGCGUCGAGUUUGCCGGCGACGUCCACGAGCGCUACGAGAGCCGCCACGGCGUCCGGCUCCGCGUGACCGCCGCCCCACGGAUCGUCAACAUCUCGGUGCUGCCCGGCCCGGCGCACACCUUCCACGCGCUCUGCACGGCUGAAGGGGAGCCGCCGCCCACCCUCGCCUGGUCCGGCCCAGCGCUGGGCAACGGCUCGGCCUCCGUGCCGAGCCCAGGUCAAGAUCACGGCCAUCAGGUGACCGCCGAGCUGCCCGCGCUGGCCCACGACGGCCGCUACACGUGCGCGGCCUCCAACAGCCUGGGCCGCGCCGAAGCCAGUGUCUACUUGUUCCGUUUCCACGGUGCCUCCAGGGCCUCAGCAAUCGCCCUCCCGCUCGGCGCGCUUGGUCUCAAGGUGAUUCUGCUGCUCGGCGUUCUGGCCGCCCGCGCCGCAGCCCGCCGCCGCCUAGAGUACCCAGUCACCCAGGACGCCUCCCCGCGGCCCCAAGCUCAGGAGUCCAAUUAUGAAAAUUUGGGCCAGAUGAGUCCUCAGGGUCCACCAGCAGCCGUGUGUUCACCUUGAGGAGCCCAUUGGCCACUGGCAUCCCCUGGACACCAUGAGGAAUGAAAGCCAACAUGUGGCUUGGCUGGGAUGGCCCUUCCUGGCUCCCAGGCACCUUGGCAGCCCUAGCCUGGCAACGCCCUGAGGUCAGGACCCUACUCACAGAGGCUCAGAGGUCUCCUACGUGGACUUCUGUCUCCAAGCCCCAAAGAUAUUUCUGUCAACGGGGCAGCAUUUUACACGCAUGCGCACGUGUGUG